Columba livia (rock pigeon) is the source of this 2214-nucleotide messenger RNA. It is a transcript of the gene TMEM130, whose product is annotated as transmembrane protein 130. Gene Ontology annotation, cellular component: plasma membrane. Lineage: Eukaryota; Metazoa; Chordata; Aves; Columbiformes; Columbidae. The coding region runs from base 156 to 1811 and encodes 551 amino acids. The record is from RefSeq and is a predicted model, not a curated record. The transcript has 8 exons.
GCCUGGCGGCGCCCGGGAGAGCGGCGAGGAGCGGCUCCGCCGCGCCGGGGAAUCGGGAGCAAAGCCGGUAGAGGGGGCUCAUCCCUCAAAAAAAACCAAAACACACCACAGGAGUAAGAACAGGCUUCGAAUAAGUACUUUAAAAUAAAAUUUAAAUGAGAAAAAAGAAAAGGAAAGCAUUGCGUUGGUGCGAGCCGCACCGAACCGACAUCCCGGCUCUUCCCCAAACGCCCCGCGCUCCGCGGCUGGGCAGCGUUUGUGCUUGGUACUUAUUAUCCUCUUCAAUCCCCGCGGUUCUGCAGCAGCCCGUUACGUUGGCAACACAACCGCAGGAACGUCCCCCGGGAGCGGCUGGUUGGGCGCUGCCGCGGGGGAGCGUCCCGGGGGCCGGGCGGACGUGCCGCAGUCCCGCGGGCGGGCUCGGGGGCAGCGCCGGCCCAGCGCAGCGAGAGCCGGCCCAGCCCCGGCCCAGCCCCGGCCCCCGCCCUGGCCCCGGCCCGGCGGUACCUGCCCGUGCCCCCGCGCCGAGCAUGCUGCCGCUGACCUGCCCGCUGCCGCUGACCUGCCUGCUGCUGCUGCUCGGCCGCGCCGCCCCGCUGGCAGGGGAGUAUGGUCUGGAAAUAACCAACAAUGGUCCCAUCACAACGGGAGCUCAAGCUACUGUUCAUGCCAGCCUAAGAAUGAAGAAUGACAGCGUCCCAUCAGAUUUGUAUCACUUUAACUGGAUUUAUGCUCCUCUGAUUCUGAUCCAGAAAUCCGAGCAGCAGUUUAACUCCGUGAUUAAAGUGACCGGUGAAUUUCCUGGGACUUUUCCUGUAUCUGUCUGGGUGACUCAUAGAAACUGUUGGUUAUGUCAGCCAGUUGCUAGAAAUGUCACCGUGCUUCAGAUUACAGAAUUUGUCACAGGGAAUCUGACCAUUGCCCAGAUAGAAGACAGUAGACUUACCACGCGUGGCUCCAGUUCCUCCGCGGGGGCUGUGACCCGGAUUUCCUUCUGUCUUCACGACCCAAGUCAUUUCUUCAAGGCAGCAUCAUUUGUCUACAACUGGGAUUUCGGAGAUGGAGUUUACCAGAUCACCAAGGAGCCCUUUGUCUACUAUAACUGCUCUACCCCGGGGAACCGCACGGUGCACCUGAAAGUCAUCGCCGAAUGGGAGCAGAUGGGAAGCGUCAUACAUGAAAGAGAAACGGUGCAGAAAACCGGUGACUUUACCACUGCUCUGGAGCUGUCUGAUGCUGUGAGAAGCGUUAACGUAGUGGGCUCCAGAGAGACCCACGUCAUGGAAAACUUGAGUUUGUCUCUGCACAUCAACGGCACCCCUCCACUGGCCCUGUGCUGGCUGAUAAAAGCCGAGUGCAUCCCCCUGGACGGGGAGAAAUGCCAUCUCGUGGUGGUGAACGGCUCCUGCUACAAUCUCAGCCAUACGUUCAGCUACGCGGGGCAGUAUUGCCUCAGCGUCCGAGUGGAGAACGGCGUGACCAUGCUGCAGACCUACCACCCGAUCCGAGUGUGGCCGGCAGGGAUCCGCCCGGCUCUCUUCGUCCUGCUCUGCAUUGCUGCGGUUUCAGUCGUACUGGGGCUGGUGCUGUACACAACCUUUCGAAGUACCACACAACAGAAAGAUCUCGUGGAGGUAGCUGACUUUGACUUUUCUCCACUGUCUGACAGAAACCUGUCUCCUCAUUCGGAGUCAGGCUGUGGCCAAAUAUGCUGCAGAUCAUGUUUCCUUCAGUCAUCUCAAGAAGCCGCCAGAGAGAGUCAUGAACUUCUACUUUCUUUUUACAAGCCAGUCAAAACGUACACGGUGUGAGGAACACAAUUGCACCUUGGUUACACGAACCGCCACCUUCUCACUCACCGCGUUAGAAGCCCCAUGCUACAUGAAUGGUUUGGGUUUGCCCAUGCAAUGAGGUUAAACACCUUUAGUCCAGCACCUGGGCGUUUCAUUCACUGAACUGGAAGAGAACAAGCCCUGAAACACAGUCGAAGUAUCUUUCUAUUUUUAAAUUAUACGGGUGUAUACAUUUAGAGCUGUAAAUGCAGCAUUUUAUUCUUAUGAAAGUUGGUUUUAUGUGCAGAUUUGCUAACCUCACUACCUCUUGUAAUUUCUCUGUUCCUUCUGCUGUCUGUUUUAAAGAAGAAAAUGUUUAAGACACACAUACCUCUCUUUCCUGUGUUAAAGCAGUAUUAUUGGAAAUGGAAUUCACCCAAAA